UCUUGGCCUUCGUGAAUAGUGAUAUUAAUGCAGAGGUAUUCCGUGUUAACUUUUUAGAUGGGGGUUUCAUUUAUUUAUAUUAUUAGACAUUUGUAGAUUUAAAGGGCGAGGUGAACUUGUAUAAGCAACACAAGGACACGGAAAUAUACCUUCCCGCUUAUCUGACACAGAGGGAUACGUGAUUUGGGAGACACAUGGACGAGGAUCAUCUUACCUUCAUAGGGACGCCACUUACCUAACACUGUGUGCUGUCAUACCGGCAGAGCAACGCCUAUUGUCGCUCAUGUAACAUCACCGGACCAGCAAAGUUAAACAGUUUUUGAAUAGAAAUAUUUAAAACAAAAUAACCACGUUUAAUGGGCAAUAAACACCACACUUCCAAUAUUAGUUUAAUCUAUUGGACUUUGAGCGCCGCUUGCCUCAACGCAACCUCGGUCUUGUGGACUAGGAACGCCACUUGCUUUGUCACAACCCUUUGGAAAAGGAACAUUAGCCAAGCAGCGUGAUAGUGACCAAGGCACUUUAGCAUUGAUGACUCUGACACAAGAAGCGGGCAAGGUGACCCUCGCCCGGCCAGUGCCCAUCCACGUGAGGACCGUCAAGAUGAAGAACACCGACCACUUGAUGGAUUUCAAGUCUGUGUGGCUGGACACCCACAGGAUCCUCAACAAUGCAAACCUGCCGGCGCCAGUGCCUCCUCUGACCCCUGGCACCACCAAGAAGAUGACAGAUGCUCUCAGGGCGUCGUUCGCGUCCUGGGAGAAGGAGAGAGAGAAACACAACAUCACCAAAGAUCCUAAGCAGUGGUCUGAGGACCACGUGCGCCAGUGGCUCAUGUGGGCCAUCAAGGACUUCAGCCUGGAGGGCGUGUCCGUGCACGAGUUUCAGAUGAAAGGACGUGACCUGGUGGGUAUGGGCAGAGACUCCUUCCUCGCCCGCACUCCGCCCUUCAUGGGCGAUAUACUCUGGCAACAUCUAGAGUUUCUUCAGAAAGACGUGGAGGAGGAAUCUGCCUCGCUGGCUCACGUCCCACCCACCUUCCACGAGUACGUGCCGGACUUUAACGAGUUCUUGGAGGGCUAUGGAGGUCCCCUCCCGGAGCACCGCCUCAACCCAGUCCUUACCACCUCCUCUUCGUCGUCCUCGUCGUCCAACACACAUGGGCCUCCGCCGCCGCCUUCUUCAGUGCCUUCUUCCCUCCCGCCCCAGGCUACGGUGCCCUCCACCGCGUCAUCGUCGUCAGGAACGACCACGUCGCCCUCUAAUACGGCGUCAAGCACGCCUCAUCCGCCCCCAACACAGUCGCUGCAGUACUUAGACGACAACAGAAGAAGGGUGUGGAGCAGGAACGGUGGCUACCAUAGCGUGGAGAGCAUGGGUGCUGUGAGUGAGCCCCCGUCAGAGGGUUCCCCUGGAGGUUUCAUGCCCCAGCCCUACACCGAAGCUGACCCUGAGCCCUACCACACCCUGCCUGACUCCCACCACCCUGCUGUUCACUACCUCGACCCCUCCACACACGACUUCUACAGUCUCCACGACAAGUAUCGUCUGUCCUAUUUCAAGUACCCUCAGCCCACUCCCACCCACAGGUACACGCACGAGUACCCUGAUGGCUAUUCUACGCCACACUACGACCCACAGUUCCAGACCGUACCACAAGCGCUACCAGAGCCAUGGGCGAGCGCGGCGGCACAAGGACAUGACCUCUCACAGAUUAACAGUGGCGUCGGUGGGCCAAAUUUGGCUCACUACCUACCCACUCGCCCAGAUGUGGUGACUCCAGACACUAAGCCGCCUCCUGGCCUCCUGGGUCCCAGCUCUGCGACGCUGGGAUACCAGACAGGUAAUGGUGGCCCUUGUUUCACCGGUUCUGGACCUAUCCAGCUGUGGCAGUUCCUCUUGGAGCUACUCACAGACAAGAAGCAGCAGCAGCACAUCUCUUGGACAGGUGAUGGCUGGGAGUUUAAAUUAAC
This is a messenger RNA of Cherax quadricarinatus, 1973 nucleotides long. Lineage: Eukaryota; Metazoa; Arthropoda; Malacostraca; Decapoda; Parastacidae. The record is from RefSeq and is a predicted model, not a curated record.